Messenger RNA from Microthlaspi erraticum, 2364 nucleotides. Lineage: Eukaryota; Viridiplantae; Streptophyta; Magnoliopsida; Brassicales; Brassicaceae. The record is from the annotation of a GenBank genome assembly.
AUGGAUGAUGAAGAUGAACAAAGUAAAAAGCUAAAGCGUUCGUCUACGAGUAGUGCUGCCAAUGCAGAAGCAAAAAGAAUGAAGUUUGCUUCGGUGGAUGCUUUAUCAGAGUUAGUGUGGUCUCCUCGCAACGGUCUAAGCCUAAGAUGUGCAGAUUUGAGUUUCCCGGGAAAGGCAAAAUUACUCUUUCCUAAUUUCUUUGAUGCUAUAGGAGGACAAACCAACAACAACAUGGAGGUUCAUGAGAAAAGCACCACCAGUGUCGAAGAUGUCGAAUUGAGAAGGCAAGAUGAAGUGAAUAGACCAUUGCCAGGAAUUGGUGGUUCCGUUGAGGAGAUGAAACCUGAAAGAGAAGAGAUGGUUGUUGAGGAUAAUAAAGUUGAAGUUAAUGAUGAUGCAGAGAGUGAAGAAGGAAGUUCCAAGAGAUCUUUAGAUAGUCCAAAAGCUCUUGGAGGAGAAAGUGGUGGAUGUCAAGAAAAACCGGUUUUGAAUGUUGAUAGUUUAGAAGCAACGGAUGAGAACGACCUUGCAACUCCUGCGGUUGGAGCUAGUAAUGCUGCUUUGGUGGCAUGUGAGGGAAAAGGAGAAUGCUUGCCGGAGGAUGUGGAAGAAGCUGGAACCAGCGGUUCUUACAAGCGUCGUGCGGUAGCGAAAGGGAAAGAAAAAGCUUUAUCUGAUGGAAACUUUAAUGGUGGGGAUGGUGAUGAUGAUGAUGAAGAGAGUUUUGGGAGUGUAGAAAGUUGCAACAGUGCUGGUCUGCUCUUAAGGGGAAAGAAAAGAGCUGGGUUUGAGCAGCAGCUGAUUCUUGGAAGCAAACGGCUUAAAUCGUUGAGUCGAGAAUGUUUGGGAUCAACUUCGAAGCUCAAGCAAGAUAGUUCCUUUAUGAACUGGAUAUCAAACAUGACAAAGGGAAUUUGGAAAGGUAAUGAAGAAGAUGACUCUCCUUUUGCAGCUCUUACUACUAAAACCUCAGAUGCUCCUAAUGUUCAAGUCAAUGCGAUCGUUGAUCAACAGCAUUUGAAGGAGAAUCGAAACACCGGUUUCCAGUCUUUUUUCCAGUCUAUAUAUUGUCCAAAGAAAACAACUUUAGAAGAUGUCGUGGAGAUGGAUUCCAAGAAUGAUGCUUCUUUGCAGGAACAAUGUCUCAGUACCAGACGAGGAGAUCACUUUUCUUCAUCUGGUAACGAGAUUGAGAUUGCUCCGGUGGCUGAGCACAACAUUUCAUCUGGAAAAGUUGGAAUUAACCAGACUAGUGAAGCAUUCUCUUCCGGGAACAAACUCGAGGACAAAGAGCUAAACAUCUCCUUGUUGUCUCUUAGCAAGUCCAAGCCUAAUGAAGAGGAAAAGCCCUGUGGUGAAGCUGAUGAAAAGGUUAUCACCAACAGAAACUCUGGUCUUGAGAGUUUGUGGAUAAGCAGGUUCUCUUCUAAAAGCUCUUUCCCUCAGAAAAAGGAUCUUCAUGAGAGAAUCACCAAUGACGCGGCCAAAGAUUCAACCUCGCAGAAAAUGUUCAAGAAUCCGAACAAGAUUCUUCCCAUAGUUUCUUCACUGAGGAUAGAGUCCUCAGAAGCAAUGGCUUCUUUGUUUGCAAGAAGAAUAGAAGCACUCAAACACAUCAUGCCUUCAGGUUCUUUAACCGAGAAUGCAGAGGAAGGACAGGGACCAAUAUGUUUCUACUGCGGUAAAAAGGGUCAUCGUUUACAGGAGUGUUUGGAAGUGACCGACACUGAGCUCAGAGAUCUUGUACAGAACCUUAGUGCUCGCAACGGAAGAGAAGAAGCGUCAAGUCUUUGCAUUAGAUGUUUUCAGCUAAGUCACUGGGCCGCAACGUGCCCAAACGCUCCACCGCACAGCUCAGGAGCUGCAGAUAGAGCGACGAAGCACGUUUUAGCUUCUACCUCUGGCACGAAACUUCCCUUUAGAGACUUCGAAGAGGUACCAAAGGCGGUCUUUGACGCUGUUCAAGUCCUUCGCUUGACCCGCACAGACGUUCUCAAAUGGAUAAACACCAAGAAGUCUGUGUCCGGUCUUGAAGGGUUCUUCUUGCGGUUAAGGCUCGGGAAAUGGGAAGAAGGUCUUGGAGGAACAGGGUAUCACGUUGCCCGCAUAGAUGGGACCAUAGAGAGACAAAGCUCAAGCUCAAGGAAACAUUCAGAGAGUAAUAGCUCAAUUUCGGUUAAGGUUGGAGGGAUGACUUGCUUUGUUGAGUCUCAGUUUAUCUCAAACCAUGACUUUCUUGAGGAGGAGUUAAAGGCAUGGUGGCGGAGCGCUGGAAAAAGUGCCGGAAGAAGUGGCGGUGAUGGUAUCCCGUCGGCAGAGGAACUUAGUCGGAAAAUUCAGCAGAGAAAGAUGUUAGGCUUUUAG